UAAUCACCUGCUCAUGUGUGCUGAGGCUAUGGGGUACCGUGAUGUAGCACCUGAGACAACACAGAAGCUCGAAGCUCUUUUUCAAAGCGGCCACUCUCCCUCUUCUGCUUUAAGCACUUUAAAAUACGACCUUCAGGAGGAGAAGGGUGAUGCCUAUGUCUUUGCUUCUGCGGAUCGCUCCAUCUGCCCUGAUCUGAGUUUCUGCUUCAGACUGUAUUACAACAUAUUUAAAAAGGCUUAUGGUGAGCUAUCCGGGGAUGCCAUGCUUUGCAGCCUCCAGUCAUCUCUUGAUGAAUACAAUGCCCAACAGGGAGAGACAUGCGCACUACUGAAACUAGAUGGCAAUCAGACCAUCAUUGCCAUCUGCACUCCACUGAUGAAGCGUGUCCAUGCUCUUGUUCGGCACAGUGCAGAGAUCGUCUUUGUGGACUCCUCUGGCAACUGUGACCGCACAAACAGCCGUAUUUUUCUUCUGUUGACGCAUUCAGCUGCUGGUGGCCUGCCCCUGGGAGUGGUGAUCACAACCUCUGAGUCGCAGAAUACCAUCACUGCAGGACUUAAGUUGCUGAAAGACCUUCUCCCGCAGGACGCAUUCUCUGGGAGAGGAGACCUUGGCCCACAGGUCGUGAUGACCGACGACUGCCAGGCCUUGCGUCAGGCUGUCCUUGACGUGUACCCCCAAACCCACCCCAUUCUCUGUGUCUUCCACAUCCUUCAAGCGAUGUGGAGAUGGCUGUGGGAUGCUAACAAUGGGGUCCCAAAAACUCACCGCCAACAUCUGUUGCAGCUGUUCAAGGUACUGGUCUAUGCAAGGUCUCCAUCAGAUCUGGAUGCUUCAUACCAUCAAGCCAUCCAGGACUCCAUAGCUAGCCAGUACCAAAAGUACACGAAACAUCUGGCAGCGGUUUUUAAGAGGCGUGAGCUGUGGGCACUCUGUCUGCGUUCCCAUCUCCCAACACGAGGGAACAACACCAACAACUAUGUGGAGAGUGCGAUGAGGGUACUCAAGGACCAGAUCUUCUACAGACUGAAAGCGUACAACAUCACCCAACUGGUGGACUUCAUCACAACCAGGCUAGAAGCUUAUUACAUCCGAAGGCUCAUAGAUGUGACUAACAACAGGACCACCAAAAAGCUGCCAAAGCCGAAGGGGCGUGUGAGCACCGAUGGCAUUGUGAAGGAGGAUGAAGUGAAUUUCACAGUCCCUAGUGCCUUGACUGAUGCCACAUACAAUGUGAAUGUGUCCUUGGGGACUUGCACCUGCUCAGAUGGCAGCACUGGUGCUUUCUGCAACCAUCAGUAUGCAGUGAUGCAAGCCUUCCAACUGCAAGACAGCAACCCUUUAGCAAUUACCACACCUGCCGCAAAGAGGUUGUUUUAUCAGAUCGCAACAGGAAAGAACAAUGUCCCAGACAACUGGUUCAUGCGUAUGGAGGAAGUGGAGGAAAUUCCAUCUGUUGCAGAUCUCCAGAAAGACCAAGCUAUAUCAACAGAUGAAGGGUCAUCAGCUGAUUCCUCACUUGAUGAAAGCUUGCUAGCCGGUGAAGGCGGCUCUACAGACGCUGAAGACCUGUCUGUUCCUGUGACAGAACUUGAGGAUCGUUUCAAAAACAUGUGUGAGGGCCUGCUAGGAAAAAUGAAAACUGAUCCAAAUUUCCAGACGGCAUUGCAAAAAAUGGUUACUUCUUACAAUAAGAUGACUGACAAUCAGCUUAUUUCAGCGUUGUCCACGUUUGGGAAAUCUGGCACAAACACUGCAGCCAAGCUGUUGAAAAAGAGGGCAAGAAAAUGCUUACAGAUGAGUGUGGCAAUUGGUGUACAACCAACUGCAGUUGCUCGCCGUAAAGCCCCACUCGGAGGUAGACGGGCACUUAUAACUGGGCGUCCUACUAAAAGAGCCCGGAAAGACCACAAUUAUGUCCGAGUUGUCGGGGCAAAUGCACUGCCCAAACGGUCACCACACUCAUUUGCCCAAUGUGUUUCCGAGUGUGUGACUCUGGGCCGUCAACACAGAAAAUAA
Sardina pilchardus (European sardine) is the source of this 2020-nucleotide messenger RNA. RefSeq lists its product as uncharacterized. The coding region runs from base 14 to 2020 and encodes 668 amino acids. The record is from RefSeq and is a predicted model, not a curated record. The transcript is spliced from 5 exons. Gene Ontology annotation, molecular function: zinc ion binding. Lineage: Eukaryota; Metazoa; Chordata; Actinopteri; Clupeiformes; Clupeidae.